UAAAGACCUUGGCUGUUAACUUUGUUAUGACGUCUCAUAAAUUCAAUAAGACAGCAGGUGUCUGUUUUCAUGUGGAUAUUUAUUGGCCUCUGUGGAAUGUUAUUAAUCAUAAAGCAUUCCUCUUCAAAUAUAAAUAAGCUCUCAGGUAACCAAAUGACUGUGUGUGGGUUUAUGUUAUUGUAACACUAUCAGUAAAAGCAGUGUUCCUUGAGCACUGUGUGCACUGCUUGAGUAAAACGUACAGAAAUUUUGUGCUUGCCUUUAACACGUCAGUAUGUUUUAUCCAAGCUGUUUGUUUGUUUUUAACUACUUUGUAAUGUUGCAUUGCUAAUGGUCCAACUCAGUUUGCUUUGGAAUGGGUCGGAAGGUUUUAGAGGACGUUGGGCCUUGUAGAUGUGUACAAAAUCUUGUGCUGAAAGCUCUUUUAGGUAACUUGACAAGUGCUUGAACUGAAACUCUUCCAGGUGGAUACAGUUUCCUUCACUGCACAUCUUUACAUGUGUGGAAUCUUCUGUCAGCAGGAUGGGCCCCACCUCUUACUGCAGAUACUCAAAUAAUGUUUUAUACAGGAGGAAUUUAUUUCUUUUCCAAGAUGUGCAUCUUGUUAUUCUUUCAUUAGCUCCUUGCAGAGCACUGGAACAGUCAAAACUACUGUUUCCUCCGAUGAGGUUUUAACUAUUAAACUACUGGAUGUUGUUUGUUUCUUUGUCUGUUUUCAGUGGUUUACAGUUCAUGCUGUACAUACUUACUCAGCUGAUCUCCUGCAACUUCAGUUCAGCUGAUUGCUUGGGUGAGACUUGAGCCUGUUCUAUUCCGUUGCCUGUUAUGGAGUUCAGGAAUAUGUUAUCCUAAAGUGCAGCUGUUGGGGGUGACUGCAGUAUUUGUUUUGGGAAAGAAGCUUCAGUACAACUUGUCCAGCAAGUUUCAUCUUGUUAGAUUUUUUUAUUAUUCUUGUUUUCCAAACCAGAAAUACAUGAAAAAAUAAACUAGAUGGACAAUAUUUUUGCUUUGAUAUUUUGCUUUUUUAGAGGUUGAAUUUGUGAAAAUAGUCAGGGUGUUAGGAAAACCUUUUAGUAUCAUGUAGCUGUCAGCUUCUGCAUGCAAUUGCAUGCUUUUGUAAUAUGUUAAUUUACUGGAAUAAUUCCUUUAAUAUAGUUUUGUGCAAAAUACUACUUUUUCUUUUAGUUUUAAGAUUAAACCCUGUCAAGGUCCAUGUUAUCCAACAACUACCUCAGCCUGAAAUACAGGCAGUCGCACAAUCUGUUGCUCACCCACCUGCCAGGCAGUCUCGAUGUGAUGACAGUCUGGAUCAAGUUGGGUAUGUCUGGAGUCAGGGAAGAAGGUUAAAAGAAUUCCAAAUCAGUUACCUAGAAAGGAAGUUCUUCUAUCUCUGGGCAAAAAGGACAUUUGGACAAGUUCUCCCUUCCAAAGCCAGAUGUCUGUAUGAGCAGAAGAUCCUACAAAAAUCUUUCAAAGUAUGGAGGGAAUGGAGGACUGUUUGCAGGGAAAGACAGCUCGGCCUCACAGCAGACAGCCAUUACAGUUUGAUAUUCAGGGCUUGGAGAGCCUAUGUAUUCCAGCAGCGAGGAAAGAGGAACAAAUAUUAUGUUGCAGAGUCUCAUGCAAAGAAGCAAAAACUGCUCAGGGCCUGGCAGCACUGGCUGAUUUAUGUGGAUGUCCAAAGGACAAAACAAAGGAUGCAGGCUGUGGCACUGGCAUUCAGGGAAAGAACCCAUUUGCGGAUAUCAUGGGCAGUGUGGAGAAGACGAUGCUGUCAGAUCUCUACUGGACGUAAAAUGAAUAUUUUGGCUCUGCAGCACUGGGCUCAGAGCCUGCAGUUUCGAGCUUGGCUGCAGUGGCGAGACCUGUAUUUAAACAGCCAGAGUGACAAGCAGAAGAAUACUAGGGCAAUAACUCACCAUAUGCACAGGGGAUUGAAGAGGUGCAUGAAAGCAUGGCUGGAAUACGUGAACGUCCGCAGGGAAAAGAAACGUCAGAAUGAGCUGGCUCAAGAGCAUCACCGAGGCAGGGUAGUCCGGCAGUAUUUCUCAGAUUGGUGUCUGUCAUGGGAGUGCAGGAGAAGAGUGCAUGCUUACCAAAAGGACCUUGCAAAACUGUCAGCGAGGAUUACCUUAAGGAGAGCCUUUGCACGCUGGAAGCAUUAUGUUGUACUGUGUGUGGAAGAGACUCUGCAAUGUGAACUGGCUGAAAAGCACCACAGACAUCAGGUGUUGAAGUUUGGGUUUAAGGGUCUUCAGAAGAAUGUCGUGAACAGUCAUCUUCAUCAAGUGAGAAAAAAUCUAUCAUUCCACCAGCAUCGAGUUACGGUGCUGCAGAAGUUCUGGAACUAUUGGAAGUCCCGUUUGGAAGAGAAAGAGGAACAACAACAGCAGGCAUUAACAUCUUUGGCUUGUGCUCAUUACAGGAGGGUGUUGAUGAGACAUGUAUUUGACACAUGGUUGGUAAAGGCAUGCCAGCAGCAAGAAUGCAGAAUGGGAGAGAACAGGGCUGUACUUCAUUACGAAAGGCAACUUUUGGUUUCUUUCUGGUGCUUUUGGCGUAGAAGAACAGCUGCACAUCUGGAAGAGGAAGAGGACUUGGCUCGUGCAAGAAAUCACUACAGGAAUGUGCUUCUUCUGAAUGCUUUCUAUCUGUGGAAGAAAAAUACUCAGGAGAGAAAAAUGGAGAAGUUCAAGGAGAUGCAAGCCUUAAGGUUUCACUAUUCAAAAUGUCUGCAGCAAUCUUGGAACAAGUGGAGAGAGUACACGGAACAUCAGUGUGAGAAAUGGAGGAAGCUGGUGCAAGCAGACCUGCAUUAUCAGCGCACACUGCUGAGCAAGAUGUUGGCAGCCUGGAAGAGUUAUCAAAGUAACAUUCACUGCAUUCUGUACCAAGUAGCUGAAAAGGAGAAACAGCGCAAUAGACUACUGCUGCGGCAGCUUCUGUAUUUAUGGAGGGAAAAUGCCUUUGCUCUUGUACAUGAAAGAAAAGUGACUGCUCAAGCAGAUGAGCACUACCAGAGAGCAAUCCUGUUAAAGGUGUUGCUGCAGUGGAGGUACACUGCCUCACUACGAGUGUAUCACCGUAAGCAGAAGGUAGCAGCUGUGAUGGAGGCCAGAAAACAUUUGGAUAUGGCGCGUUUACAGACCCUGUUUCUUUGCUGGAAGGAAUUUACUAAGGAGUGUGUGAUGAUGAGGCUUCAGCAACAAAGAGCAGUGCAGCACCAUCAGCAGCACCUACUGCAGAAUUACCUGGAAAAAUGGAAGAAAUAUCAUCAUUGGUGCAUUGAGAAGAAGCUACUGCAGAGAAAAGGAGGACAGCUAAUGACUUAUCGCCUUUACUCUACUUUCUUUUUGUGCUGGAAGACAAGGCUGUUACAGCAGCAAUGGGAAAAACAGAAGACAGUGCAAGCAUUGUGGCACUGGUCACUUUCAUUGCAGAGGAAGGUAUUCAGUGCUUGGCUGAGAUUUGCCCAAGGACAACAGCAGUACAAAGAACGCAUUGAAAAAGCCAAAGGAGUUUAUCAUGCUGCCCUACUGAGAGAAGGUGUAACCAGGAUUUUGAGGUACACUGCUGGCAUGAAACAACUGCGGGGAGAACUCCAAGCCCAGAACCAGAUGAAGGCAGCCUACAGUCGUCACCAGUCAGUCCUUCGUUGUGCAAUGCUCUGGAAACAGAAGGCUCUCUACAAGAAAUUGAAUAAGACUCGUUCUUUUCUGCCAUCUCUGAAGAAGCAAGUGACAUUUGAAAUACCUGAUGACAGCCUUGAAACAAGAGGACAUUCAGCAGAGGAAAAGCAGCGGCCUUCAAAAUGCAUUGAUCUACCAUUCCCAUUUGCUAGUUGUGACUCAAUUCUCAGUGAGCUAGAGGUUGUUCAUCGAGCAGGGUUACCACCACGAAGACCUGACUUCCUCACAGAAUCUCUAGAAGGAAAGGAACUGCUGGGAACUCCUUUUUCCAGAUCGGAGACACCUUUUCAGCUGACAGAUGUGAACAAAAGUUCUUCUCAGAAUGGGAAUUUAAUGUUAACAAUGGAAAAGCAAGAAAACACCUGUAAAUGGCGCUCUCAACUGGGCAGUACCACUCACUGCUACUCCUCUCUGACACGCACUCCUCUCCCAUCUGUACCAUCAAAAUCAAGUGAUGUGCAUUGUGCUGGUCAGAAGCCAGAGUUACGGUCUCCUUCAUAUUUCAUGCCCCAGGUGAAAGCUGGAGCACAAACGAAAGGAGGUCAGCCUGUGCAUGGUCAGAUAGGAGCCCGUUCCCAAGCCUAUCAACAGAGAAAAGAGUUGGAAAAGUUGCAACCAAACUUACAGAUGCAUUUGCUGUCACCUGAAGAGUUACUGAGAAAACAGAGUCACCAAAAUGCAGCUGAACUGGAAGAAAGAAAGAACAGUUCCAGAGAAGAAAUAGUGCUACAGAGAAAGCUAGAAGCAGAGCUCCAAAGCAUCCAACAACAAAUGCAGUACUACUUCAGCAGGAAGCAAGAACUCAAGUCUUGUCAGCAGCAGGCAGAGAUUCUACAUAAGUGGCUAGAAAGGAGAGUACCACCACAGGAUCAAGACAUUAUACAAAAAGUUCAGGAAGAAUUGGACCAGUUGGAGGGGAGGAUCAGUGCUCUCACCAAAGCACAACACCGAGAGAGACAUCAUGUUCAGAACCUGAUUGAUCGCCUGCAUGUUAUUCAGGUUGCUCUGGAUAUGUGAAUUCAUGUGAACCUGUGUAGGAAUGGCUGCAGUUUUUACUCCUUUCAUAGCAGGAGAGUAUGGAAAGAGAUGUAUUCAUUCUCAUAGUCUAGGUGUGGUAUUUCUAUUUUAUAAACUAACCUGAUUAUU
Coturnix japonica (Japanese quail) is the source of this 4835-nucleotide messenger RNA. Lineage: Eukaryota; Metazoa; Chordata; Aves; Galliformes; Phasianidae. The record is from RefSeq and is a predicted model, not a curated record.